AUGGAAAUUGUUGAUAAUCACUAUAAUAAAUUGCAUACACUUGAAUCUAGAAAUUUAUCCCUAAACAAAUCUUUAACAAUUAAGAAACAGAUAUUAAACGACAUUGUCAAAGACUUUAACGAAAAAAAAGGAGCCUGGCUUAAACAAAAAGGAGAAGUCAAAGACGUUUCAAAGCAUUUAUUUCACAUUAUAGAGCAAAAGGACGAAGUUUUAAAUGAUACCUUUACAUUAACUGAAGAAGUAUUAAAUUUACUAGGACGAAAAGAAAUAUUUCAUUAUAAAGAUAAAGUCUCUGACUUUAACGUUGAAGUAGAACAAAGAUUGGGGUCUGUUUGUUGGAAUAAGAUAAUGUCUAUUUUUAAUAGAAAAUUAAAUACAGAACAGGUCAUUAGGAAGGAAGAUGAAAAAUUUCUUACAGAACUAAAGAAGGUUUUAAACAGUGUUAAUAUGACAACGAAUGAGUUCGAAUUAUUAUUUAGAAUAAAACGUAAUAGCAACAAUAAAUUUCAUCAGGAUGAAAUGAAAACUUUAGACUAA
Molecule: messenger RNA, 537 nt
Organism: Rhizophagus irregularis DAOM 181602=DAOM 197198
Lineage: Eukaryota; Fungi; Glomeromycota; Glomeromycetes; Glomerales; Glomeraceae
Source: RefSeq, a predicted model, not a curated record